Folsomia candida is the source of this 3831-nucleotide messenger RNA. RefSeq names its product dipeptidyl peptidase 9. NCBI's taxonomy places the organism in Eukaryota, Metazoa, Arthropoda, Collembola, Entomobryomorpha, Isotomidae. The transcript has 14 exons. Gene Ontology annotation, biological process: proteolysis. Gene Ontology annotation, molecular function: serine-type peptidase activity; dipeptidyl-peptidase activity. The record is from RefSeq and is a predicted model, not a curated record. Bases 498 to 3215 code for a protein of 905 amino acids.
CGUGCGCUUACUACAACUUUCACCGUCAACCAAGCCCAAGUGAAUUCUAUACCCAGCAACACCAACCAGCAGUAGUCCAUUCACCCAACAACCCAUCGCACAUCAUCAUCAUCGUCCCUUUCACCGGAUCCCCCGAGGACGACAAGGCACAAAACUGGAAGUAAAUGGUGGAGGGGUGAUUAAUUCAUCCGUCGUCGUCUCCCAUACACCCCACAAAAUAAAUAAAUAUUUCUGCUCUUCGUCUUCCUUCACCACGGGAUCCUGUCCUCUUGUUUGGGGGAGUUUAAGAAGAAACUCGAAAAUUUAAUUUCUGGACGUUGUUAUUAUUUCAAGAAUUUUUCAAGGGAAUGGAGAGCUUGAGACUGGAUAUUAUUAAGAGGAUACAACAACACGACGAGACUGAACUCGUGAUAUACGUAUCGAAUGGGGAACACUGCUGGAUGUCCUGAAAGUAGGGUUCCAGAAGCAAUUGACCCCAAAAUCUCUGUUGAAUAUUGAUGGAAGUAAAGUCUGUUCCUUGCACCGAGAGAAGUGUCCCUUUCGAAUUGCUGGAGGAGAUGAAGACUGAAAAUUUGGGGGGAACAGGGGGUUCAGGAAAUAGCUGUGGUAGUAAUAGUAGUGGUAGCAGCAGUGGGACGAAUACUGCGUCAAAAAUGUCGACUGAAGAUAUGCCCACCACGAUGGGAAAGCAACAGCAGAAGAAAAGCUGGGCCGAGUUGCGAGAAGACGUUCGAAAUCUACGAAGGAAACUUUGGACUCUUGGCUUCCGUCUUCCUCAUUCGUUCACGUUUAGAAAAAUGGCUGGCAAGACGAGGAUUUACUUUAUGGCCAGUCCACCCAAUUCGAGAGAUAACUCCAUUUUUGCAGUCGAUGUUCCCCACACGAUGCAGGGAGUGUCACGGUUCAGUCAGCAACCUCUAGUGAAAUUUCCGUGGAUUCAGAUCCUGGCGUCGGGAUUUCCGGUAUGCAAUGGUGGGAUACCUCAUACGAAAGCUGAAUUAUUGAUGAUGGAGCGGAAAAGAAUGACCCCGACAGGAAUAGCUGACUAUGAAUUUCACGAACCUACUGCCAAAUUUGUUUUCACAGCCUCUUCCUCGCUGUACCAGUGUGUAGACGAUGUUGCAGUAACUGAAUACCCACUUUCACCGACGGAAAUAAGAACGCCAGAGACAACCGGAGCCCGUAUGAAUGCCACUAUUUGUCCCGACAAUUCAAAUCUAAUUGCAUUUGUUAACGACGGAGAUAUCUGGGUAGUAAAUUGUUUCUCGGGUGAUGAAAAAAGGCUGACAUUUGCUCGCACGAAUGAUGUUAACAUUGAAGAAGAUCCUGUGAGUGCUGGAUUACCGUCGUACAUUAUUCAAGAAGAGUUUAAUAGAUUUGAAGGGUUUUGGUGGCAGCCUGCAAGUCGUGAUAAAAGCAACCUAAGCGACGCAAACGUGUAUCGCCUGAUGUAUGAAGAAGUUGACGAGUCUAGCGUUAACCUGGUUAGUUUGCUCACACUACCAGGACGCGAACCUGAAAAGUAUCGUUUUCCAACGCCUGGAACAGCCAAUGCUACAUCAACCUUAAGAUUUGUUCAGUUUGAAUUGGAUAUGCGACAGACAAUCCAAAACAUUCACAACUUUGAUUUGAUGUACUCAAUUCCUCAAAUUUUUCCAUGGGCUGAAUACGUAGUCAGGGCGGGAUGGGUUCCAGAAGGCACUCAUGUGUGGACACAAUUGUUGGACCGACAACAGCAACGAUUGGAACUUAUUAUUUUUCCUUUUACACUCACAAACAUAAACAUAACUGACAAUGCUGAAAUUGUCUCGGGAAAUGGAGAUAAUUGCACGGCGGAAAAUGGACUACCAACUGCACCCGUUUAUGUGGUUUAUGCUGAACGAACUGACGUAUGGAUUAAUGUCCACGAUAUUCUUGCUUUCCUCCCUUGUGACGACCCGAAGAUGAUCAUGUUUUUGUGGGCAAGCGAAGAGUCCGGGCAUCGGCAUUUGUAUCUCAUAAAAUCCGAAAUGCGCCCAGCAAUUGAGAGUUCUUGGCCAACUGCACGCCAUCCACCCCUCUACUUGUCACCUAAAGUUCACAUGAAGUGCGCGCUGACAUCAGGAGACUGGGAAGUGAUGAAUUCUGCAAUAGCAGUGCGUUACAAUGUUGGGCUGAUAUUCCUUAUGGGACUUAAGGACAGCCCGAUCGAGCGACAUUUGUAUGUCGUUUCCACCAACCAACCUGGCGAAAUAAGAAGGCUCACCACUCCUGGGCAUUCGUACACUGCGUACUUUAACGAGGAAUGUUCCCUCGUCAUUUUGACCUAUAGCAGUGUCAAAGAUCCUCCCGUUUGCAUCAUUCACCGCGUUCACUAUACGGACAGCUCUAUUCAUGGCGUCACCCUUGAGCCUCUGAGCUACUUAGCAGAACCCCCAAAUGUGGACCCGUCCUUUAGUUUUCCGGACAUUUAUUGUUAUCAAAAUGAAUACGGCGAUGACUUAUACGCCAUGGUAUACAAGCCGUUCGACUUUGACCCAAAAAAGAAGUAUCCAACAAUUUUAAACGUUUAUGGAGGUCCCGAGGUGCAACUGGUGUAUAAUUCGUUCAGAGGGGUUGGACAGCUUUGGUUGUACUUAUUGGCAUCACAGGGCUACUGCGUUGUAUCAGUAGACUCAAGAGGCUCGCAUCACCGCGGAGUCCAGUUUGAAAGCCAUAUUCGUCGACGCAUGGGUACGGUAGAAUUAAAUGACCAAGUCGAAGUUUUAGAAUGGCUUGCAAAGAGAGAUCAGUUCAUCGAUUUGACUAGAGUUGGAAUUUAUGGAUGGUCGUAUGGUGGCUACCUUAGUUUGAUGGGUCUCAUUCACUUUCCAAAACUGUUCAAGGUUUGUGUAGCUGGAGCACCUGUAACGUCUUGGGAACUUUAUGAUUCCGGAUACACCGAGCGAUACAUGGACCUUCCCCAAAAUAACCCUGUCGGUUACAAGGAGGGGUCUGUAUUGACUUAUGCACACCAAUUUCCGGACGAAGUUGGACGAUUGCUCUUGGUCCAUGGGAUGAGUGAUGAGAAUGUUCAUUUCGUGCAUACUGCAGAACUUCUUAACGCCCUGGUCAGGUGGGGAAAGCCAUACCAGUUGCAGCUAUAUCCUUGCGAGCGGCAUAGUUUGCGUCGUCUUGAUGCAAGUGAGCACUACGAAACCGUUCUGCUCUCCUUUCUUCAGCAGCAGCUUCUCUGACCUAUCUCAAAUUACGAAUUUAUUAUGUUAUUCUUUGUGUUUGCACUUAAUAUUGUACAAUUUGACGACGCGGAGCGCAUAAGAUAUAGAUUAGACUUGGUAACAAUUACAUACAUAAAUAUAUACUUCAUUAGCUAGUUUUUAUUGUUGAGACUUUGUACAGCAUGAAAUUCAUAAAUAACUAAUAGUAUUUCAUUCUCUGGUUUACACUAUCGUCGUUUUUUGAGUGAGGAACGUAUGCAAAAUAUACUUUACGCAUGGUUUCCAACCGUGUGACCAUAAAAUAUCUAUUGAGUACCUUUAACUAAUAUGUACUGCCUGACAAUUGUGACAUUUUUAUCAGAGUCUGCUGCACAAUCUCAAAUAAUGACCAACACAACGGAAAACACAAAUUUUUAACCUUCCUUAAUAUACCAAAAAUAAUCUAAAAAUUGACAGCUCUAUACAAUGCCCGAUAACUCAAGUGACGCGACACGAAUGCAUGAAUGGUCGUUGAACAACAAAUUAAGCUACAUAUUAUUAUGAUUAUCUACGAGAGAACUGUAAUGUUCUUUCAACGAAAUUUGUUACACAACGCGUAUAGUUACACCAAAUAAACAAAAUUCUAGAAAUUUUA